Molecule: messenger RNA, 1802 nt
Organism: Petromyzon marinus (sea lamprey)
Lineage: Eukaryota; Metazoa; Chordata; Hyperoartia; Petromyzontiformes; Petromyzontidae
Gene: RBFA
Product: ribosome binding factor A
Biological process (GO): rRNA processing
Source: RefSeq, a predicted model, not a curated record
ACUACGGAUUACAAUCGGUUGCUUGGCAACAUGGCGGCGCCCAUCUGAGCACCUCUCCCGCACGACACCUCCACUGCGCGCGUUCCGUUCGGCCGAGCGGCUGUCUCACCUGGGCCGUGAAGGAGCCCGGUGGGGGGCGGGGGGCCUCAUGUCUCUGUGUCGCUGCGUGGGGUCGCGGCUGCUGCAGGUGCCGCUGCGGCUCCGGAUCCCGGGUCCCCACGGCAAUGCCGCCGCGCUGCACGUCUCCUCGCCCCGGGGCGACACCAGAGUCCAGCAGCUGCAGCGAAUGCUGGCCAAGCACAGAAAGAAGCAUUGGUUUCAGUCGCGUUUUAAGCCGGAGGUCUUCCAGGGGUCCCUGGACUCGGGCCCAAACUGGUUGGGAGGGACGUCGCUGGGGCCCCGAAAACGGGCCAAGGGCGAGGACAGCCUGCGCUCCCGCACGGUGAGCAGCCUGCUGAUGCGCUACAUCGUGGACCUGAUGGGCACGUCCGAGGUGGGGCCCGAGGUGUGCCACCUGCCCAUGGAGAUUGUGAAGGUGAAGAUAUCCCCGGACUUCAGCGCGUGCCGCGUGUACUGGCGUGGCCUGGGCAGCACGGAGCAGGACGAGGGCACAGCGCGGACGCUGCAGCGCUACGCCAAGCACCUGCGGCACCUGCUCAUCAGCUACCAACUCAUUGGGAAUGUGCCGCCGAUCGUGUUCGUGCAGGACAAGAAGUACGCGGCCGUGGCAGAGGUGGAACGUUUGCUGGCGUGCAUUGGAGUUGACGGCAGUGAGGAAUUGGAGCUGGGGGCUCCGGUGGACCCUGCUAUCGCGGGGGACCCUGCCACCGCGGGCCCCGGUGACCAAGCUGAGGCGUGGGGGCCGCCCCUCCCGGCCGACGUGUUUGGGGUGGACCGCGCCGCCAUGCUGCGGCAGAUCGCCGGCUACAAGAAGCGCGAGCGGCCCAGCGCCGUGGCCGAGCCCGUGGGGGACGAGUGGGACCGGCUGCAGCGGCAGCAGCUGCGGAGGCUCAAGCAGAAGAUGCAGGCGAAGAAGAAGAAGAAGAGAAGCGAGGACGAGGACGACGUCACGCCCGCAGCAUACCUGGCCCAGCGGCUCCAACGCGAUGAGGAGAUGCGCAGGCGGCAGCAGGCCGAGUGGCACAGCGACGAGCUCGAGGACGGUGACGACAGCGAUUAUCGUGGAGUUAAAGACCGGUAGCUUCCAGACAAAUGUUUGUUUUUUUUUUUAUAGCGAAGGGUAGAAUGGUGGCAUUUUUUAUGAACGUGCAUUGAAUGUUGUAGCGCAAGCCAUGUUGAUGCAAUUCAUAGCAGUCUUCUCUUAAACAUAACAAAUAGGGUUUAUUUACAAUUGGCUUCAUUACGGUGGCAUAUUCUUAACGAGCAUUAUCAGCCAGCAUCUUCCACCACGCACAUCUUUAACAGAGUCGAUUGGAUAAUCGGUCUCAAUAAAUGUUUUUGUUUAUUGACCGAUAGUUCAGCUUCACAGAUGUCAUUGUAAGCAAAUAGCUUAUACAUAAGCACAAUAGAAAAAUAAACAUGCGAGGGAGUUUGUUUUCAGAUUGAAAAGUAAAAAUUAAAAAGCAUAAGUGUGCAGUCCCGCAAAUUGUUUUUCCAUGUAAAAUAUGUAUACAAAGACAUCCCGGAGAUGCUCUUAACUUUGCCGAGUCAUGCCGCGUUUGAGUCUAAAUGUAAAGGAACCGGUCACAAAUGGGUUUCCUCGUUUAAACAAAUGGAAAUUAUCCCAAUGGUUGAACAGUUAACGAAUAAAAGAUACAAAGUGAUUAUGGUGUAGACAUCUA